GCCUCACUUCUCAUAAGCUCGCAGGAGUGUGAAGAUGGCGGUCGGUCCUGGCCCGCUGGAAGACCCUUUAGUACAAACAGAGGUGAAUAAAGCGGUAGUUUACCACCUUGUGCAGUCUGUAGAGUCACACCUAUCGUUCCUGUGUCAAAACAACCACUUGAGUGGGCACGAGACAGCCGGUAUUUAUAUGGCUUUAGUUCCGGGACAAGGGGGUAGCGCGAGCUAAUGUCCAGCUGGGACUUGGUCAAGACGGUUGCCGAAGCAGGUACGCUGUUAACUACUAAUAUUGUUUUCCUCUUUGUCUCUACGAGUAAACAUGAAAAGCAGGCACCGCUGCUGACAGUGAACAACUGUUAAUGUGGAAGAGUCUCGUCCCAACACAUUCAAGAUUGUUUGUGGUGCUUCUAAACAAGUUAUAGUGCGGGGGGUCUCAUCAUAACUAGGUCCCUAUGCUUCAACUAUGGAUGCAUCGACGGCCAGCACGGACCACAACACCGGACGCGACGUCGGCAAAACACUUGUUAGCGGCGGUGCAACUUCCCUCCCAAAUGCCCAUGGAAAAGUAGGCUCAUACUCUGUUCAGACUCUCAAUGGGAGCCAAACUAUGAACUCACACAAUUCAGGAAGCGCUGCACCUCUCAGGGGGUCGACAGUGACGAGUGACACUGGUAGUAGCAGCAGUAAUGUUACUGCGAUAUCUGUCACAGCUGUCAGCAGUGGACCGGUGAUGUCUAAAGGGCUGACUGGUCCGUUAAUGCCCCCCUCAUCUAACAGUGUUAUUCAGACACCCCUGCUGAACACACAGAGUGUUGUCGCUUCACCUCAGUCUGUAAGCCAGGCAACAGGAGCCACUGUGGCACUCGUCAGGCCGCCUAUGCAAACCGCGGGGUCGGGGACUGUGAAUGGAAACAAUAAUGCGAGCCCCGCUGUGGUUGCCAAUGCAACAGGUCAAAUAGGUAUCAACAUUCAAACCCCGCUUGUACACAAUAGCCAGUCGCCAAACUCGGUGUCUGUCAGCGCAGGCUCGCACAUUAUCAAGGCAGAACCCCCUACAAGUAUGAUACAGUCAGCGCCGCCGUCUGCUGUCACUCCUGGAGCCGUCAGCGCUCACCGGGCUCCUGUUACGGUUGCUGGUGCUCCAGGCGGGAUCCGAACUCUAACGCCUCAGAUGUUGGCCCCGAGGCUCCCCCAAACCUCGCCGGGACAGCCCAGUAUAGGCCUUCACAACAUCCAGCUUCCCCCGGGUGAGUGAAAUCACAACUUUUCACAUGGUGCGCACAUCCAGUGAUGUUUUCCCUCUUGACCACCUGGUUAAUUUCCCCUUUGCUUCUGAUCAAUGACUUUGAAUAACAAUUUAAGGGAUUUCUAUGAUGUAUAACAUUUUCAAGAAAGACAUCUGUGUCCUGUUGGACUUACUGUGAGACAUGUAGCUUGUUCUUAACUCCAUCAUAAACAUUAUGACAGAUAUUUUGUGAGAUUAAAGAUAUAAGUGGAUCAUGCUCACUCUGCACAGUGGCUUAGAUGUCAACCUUAGAUGUUUAUUAAAAGAGCACCCCUUGUAACUUCCACUAACCAUUUUAUGUGCUCAUACAAACAUUUUCUCACUUUAUCCAGGAAUGAUGCUUGUGCGCAGUGAGAGUGGGCAGCUGCUGAUGAUUCCUCAGCAGGCUCUUGCUCAGAUGCAGGCACAGGCACAGGCACAGGGAGCCAUGGCACCUCGGACUGCUACACCAACAAAUGCUCCAGCUGGCCAGGUUUGAACACACACUUUCUGCUCCAUUAAGAGUUUUAUAUUUUGUUUACUAUCUUUCAUUUCAGUGACAUGGCCAAUUUGAGCCUCCCUUUAGUGUACAGGUUAGGAGACCUGUUGAUAUAAUAUUAGACACGUUACAGCUCAUGUGUAGACAGAAUGAAAUGAGAGUGUCAGUAUGUUAUUAUUGUGUCAAUAAACUCUAUGAUAAUCAUAAAAGAUAUACAAUUUUUAGUCUUUUGAAUAUGAUUCAGUUUAUUUUCUUCUUUGGGUUACAUCAUAUCAUGCUUUGUUCCUUCUCACAGACCCCGGGAAACACCAUUCUUAGCAGGCAAGUGGCUCCCAGCACCAUCAUUCGUCAGGGCUGUCCAACUCCAACAUCACUCGCUGCAACCACCACUCUUCACAGACCUCCUGUCCUUCAGGUAACCCCCUCUGUUCAUAACAGUUCAUUUAGGAUUAUCUUGAUUUGGCUUAUUGCACCUGCACAAGCUGCAGAUUAUGAUUUAAAGUGUGUUACUGAAUACUUUGAAUAAGAUUGUCAUAAUCUGAUCAUUUCCCAGCUACUCAGCUGGCCAGGUUCCUCACUGAAAAAGUGCCAUCUCUUUCUGUCGGUAGAUUAUGUGACAAGUCAUAAAAAGAAUAUUAUUGUGAACAGGCAUGUAGGUCCUAGGUGACAUUGGACUUUGGGUAAAAUGUGUCUUAUCUUGUAGUUUCUGAAAGGAUGAGAAAACAUUUAGGUUUAUUUUUAAGAAAAGAAAACAGAACAUAUUUGCAUAAGAUUUAAUAUUUUUGGAGAUUUCUCUACAGUUAAGGCAUUUUAGGUUUGAGGGAAUAAACUGAAGUCAUUGUCAGCUUUCUGGUUCAAACCAGAAAAAAGCAGAUUAACUUUAAUAUCUGCAUGUCAGUUUCUUGCUAAAUUUUAGCCGAUUGAAAGACAGACCAGACUCCUUUUAAAAAUGAGAAAAAACAAAUUUGAAACAAAUGAAUUUUCUUCAAAGUGUCAGUCCUUCUAAGUGCACUGAAAGAAAUAAAAAACAUAACUGGAUUUAGUUGUAUUCAUUUUAUUGCUAUACCAGAAAAGGGUUGGCCCUGUCUUUGUAUUGAACCUUUAUCUAGCAACAAUUUUAGAGCUGAAUUUUGCAGGUAGUGACCAGACAGAGGAAAUGUGGCUCAUCCAGAACUCCUCCUCUAAUUAAUAGAUAAAGUACAAAAAAAUUCCUGUUGAUUUGAUGGACACAUCUAAUAAUGCUUACAGUUUCAAGAGCUGCACCACGAGAGCAGUAGAUUCAUUUAAGUUCUAUUGUUAGGAUGAAGCUAGAUCUAAAUUUUAGCACUGAUGAAGUUUCCUGCAGUGAAAAUGAACAUUUUGCAAAGGAUUUGAAUACAUUUCAAAACCGUUCUCAAGCCUACUUUGUCCUGUGAUGACUAGAAAAAUGAGGUUGAAACGUUAAACCAUAAUAAAACAUUUUUGUGAUGCUUGUUCUCAGAGCACAGUUGGGGCUGCAGUACCAGGAAUGACGCCCAGGACUGUCAGCCAAACAGCUGGGACCACAGUUACCUCAGUAACAGUGAGCAAAGUGAGUUGUGCUAAGUCCAGUAGUUACGUGGAACUUAUUCAUGUUAUACUGUAACAUUGUACAGCUGAACAUACUGUGUACAAACUUAAGUUGAUGUGAAUGUGAAUAAAAACUCUAUUCACAUUAUUUACAAAUGAUACUCAAUUACCUAAAUCCUCUUUUGGAAGGAGACAAUGGAGAAUGUGAAGAAAUGUAAGAGCUUCCUAUCUACAUUGAUCAAGCUGGCAUCUACAGGGAAGCAUUCAACAGAGACUGCAGCCAGCGUGAGAGAGCUGGUUAAAGACCUGCUGGUGAGUGAACACGACAUACAAGAAACCUGCCAGCUGCUGUAUUAUGUAUGUUGUUACUACAUGUUUCAUAAAAGUACAGGUAAAAUAAAAACAAACAAAAAAAACUCUCUUUAAAGCUCCUGGAAGGAACUUUUGGUUUGUGUCAACUGUGAUGCCAAAGCAGUCCUUGCUUAUCUUGCCCUCUACCUGCAAAAAAAAACAAAACAUCCUGCUGACUUUUGACAGUUAGAGAUAACAGUUAUUGGUAUUUUAUGUGUAAAUUUUGAAAAAACAGCCUGUUUCUUUUGCCUCUUGGCUGACACCUAUCCUCUCUCACUGUUUUCAGACACUGAAAACCAGGAUAUACAAACUCUCUUGUUGCUCAAAGUCUUGUUUGCUUUUGCACAUCAUGAAAUGGCUUUCAUGUGAAUUUCAGUCUAUUUCAGCUUUAAAAUGUGCAUUCUUUACUGAGAAGAAGAAAGUUCUCAGUCUCAGCGCUUUUUGCCUGUAUGGUGUUUACCAGGAGGGGAAUCUGGAGGCCGAAGAAUUCACCAGCAGACUAUAUAAAGAGCUAAACUCCUCCCCCCAACCUUAUCUUGUGCCUUUCCUCAAGGUAAGUCAGCUAAGCUGGUGUCAUUUUUAUUGAUAUACUUUUUGGCCAGGAUCUGUGAAAUCAUAUAUUUUUUAUUAUAAAUGUUAUGAAUGGGAUUGAUAUUUUCUUAGCCUACAGCAAGCAGAACAUCAUCUCCAAGUUCAUUUCAGUAAGAGUUGUCUUCCUGUCCGUCUUGUAGAGAAGCCUCCCAGCAUUGAGGCAGCUCACCCCGGACUCAGCAGCCUUCAUCCAGCAGAGUCAGCUCCCCCAGGCGGCCUCAGCACCUGUCUCCUCCACCUCACCCACCCCUACUACGGUGGUUCUGGGCAGCCCAGCCCCCCGACUUGCUGCCCCAGUCAUCAGGCCCCAGCUCCAGCCAGUGGUCAGCAAACCGGGACAGACUCCCUCACUGGUAAACUCUCAUUCACUUCUCAGAUCCAUGACUCAGAUCUGUAACUUGCGAGAUGCCAAACGUAAUCCAUUGCAACCAUCUCCUCUUCCUGAAACUGCACGCUAAAACAAAAAAUAUAUAAAUAAUUUCUGGCAAUAUUCAUACAGUCUGCAUCUUGAACUGCAGGUUCUCCAGCCUCAGCAACAGAGACCCAUGCUGAGACCUCAGGUAACCUUACCAACAACCCCCAUGGUGACUCUCAGGAAUCAGGCCCCUGGACGCAUCAUAGUGGGACAGCAACAAGUUCAGCUUAAAGAGCUUCAACCAGGUGUGGAUGCCCUUCUAACACCCCCAUCAGUGGGUAAGCAUGUGUUUGUCAAUGAGUGAUCUCUCAUAUUCAUUCUGAUUCUGUGUCUCUGCCAGUUCCUGUGAGACCAGAGGGGCUUCCUGUUGGUAAACAAGUCUGUGCUGCAGGGCUGACCCCGGCCCAAAAGAACAAGUUGAAAGAAGCUGGAGGCUCUUUCAAGUAAGGUUAUUCACAUAUGACUUCAUGAUGGCCUCACUUGUAGGUGGAAUAUCAACUUCUUUUACCUGUGUGGCUUUACAGGAUUAAACAGAAGAUCUGUUUGCUUUCGUUGCCAACACACUUUCAUCAUUUAGAGAACAAGUUAUCUUUUUUAGAUGUCAGCUUGUAGCAACGAGUCCACUGGCACUCAUGUGAGACAUACAGCAUGUCCAGAUUCAUGACCAUCUAAGAGUUGGGUUUGCUUACCCGCGUUAAUGUUUACAGAGAUGAUGAUGACAUCAACGACGUGGCCUCCAUGGCUGGAGUGAACUUGUCAGAAGAAAGCGCCAAUAUACUAGCAACCAACUCUGGAUUAGUGGGAGCUGUGACACACUCUUGUAAGGAUGAGGCUUUUCUCUCCUGUGCUAUUCUUCAGAGGAGAGUUCUGGAGAUCGGUAAGACACUUACAACAUUAUCGAAUUCAUGGCGUCUAUUCACACACCCUCAAAAGCCUCAAAAGUGACUCACUGCUCUCCUCCAGGCAGACGAUAUGGUGUUUCGGACCUUGGUGCAGAGGUUGUAAACUUAAUCUCUCAUGCUACUCAGCAGCGGCUACAGAACCUGUUGGAGAAGGUUUCCCAAGUUGCCCAGCAGAAAAACAUCAGUUUUAAGGUUGAUCUUCAACUGACUUAAAGAUUGGAUAAACAAAUCAUUUUGUCUGCAUGGUUGCUGAUUUUAAUAUUGACUGCUCGUCUUUAAGUAAAUGCUUUUGGUGCUGUGAUUUAGAGGGCUUUACUGUAUCCAUAAACUUUGGAUUAUUAGGCGUUUUCAUAUUAUUAUCACUACAACUUCUACUGCUAACAAUAAUUAUAAGGACUAUUACUAUUAUGAAAAAUCUCAAUGUGUUAUUUCUUGUCAUUUAAGCCACUUUUCUCUGGUUAUCUUUUCUUCUUAACAUCAAUAUCACAUGACUCUCUCAGCAGGAGGAUGACAAUUACGAGCAGAGCAGUGAUGUUCGUGCUCAGCUGAAGUUCUUCGAGCAGCUGGACCAGUUAGAGAAACAACGGAAGGAAGAGCAGGAGCGAGAGAUCCUGUUAAAGGCAGCUAAGGUACGUUUUGCAUCGACACUUGUUUUGCGCCAAGUCGUAGUUGUAGUUAAAGGGGAUGUCUUGGCUUUGUAUGAAAAGUGAAGAGAAACUGUGGACUCUGAUACUGGAUUUCGAAAAGAGGCCAGAUCAUAAGCACAACAUAGAUCAAGAAAGUGCCACUUUAAUUUUAACAACAACUAAUGUGAUUGAAUAGCAGGAAGGGCUUUCUAAUAAAACAUGCUUUAAGACUAUGUUGAUUUAUGAGAGAGCACUGCUUCAGCUGAUUUUAGGACAGAUAGUUCAAGAGUCUUAAAGCCCUCAUAGCAAACGCCCGGUCCCCUUUGGCCGUCCACCUGGUAUUUGCAGCAGACAGAAUGCAGCUGUUGGCUCUUGAAGUACUAAGAUGUACUGACAAGUGUAGUGAGGAGAAAGGGAAUUGAGAGCCCAAUAAAUACUUCAAGUAAAACAAAAGAUUAUCAUUUCAUACGUUCAUCAGAGGAUCCAUGUCUGACUCUGCAGGCUUUUUGCUUUGUCUGUGUCACUGUCCCUCUUCAGCUCAAACUUUCUCAAACAGUUGACAUUUUUUUUGAUGUAGGAAGACGUCUUUUGUUUUUUGUUUUUUUCAACCAAAAUAAUAGAAAAAAAACUUAAUUAUUCAUUCAUUUAGGACCAUUCAGGGGGGCUUUAGGUUUAUUGGCUAAUACAAGGAGUCGAGUUAAAUCUGAUUUUCAAACUUUGAGAUUUUUCGUGAUAUUUUAGAUUCAUACUAAAAUCAACUUGCUUUACUUUAAAACACCUGUGAGUUUUCCAGGAGCUCUUUCUCUACAAGAACAAUGCUUUAGGGUUUCUUCUGCCAACAUCAGUAAUUAAUGUGUCUUGUUUUUGGCCUCACAGUCUCGAGCUCGGCAAGAGGACCCAGAGCAGCUGCGUCUGAAACAGAAGGCUAAAGAGGUAUGUUGAGAGGAGGAGCACAGUCACCACUCUCUGUUUCUGUGUGUCUAUUCACGCACUGUGUGCUUUACGUUGGAAUGUGUGCAUUGUCCAGAUGCAGCAGCAGGAGCUGGCUCAGAUGAGACAGAGGGAGGCCAACCUAACGGCUCUGGCAGCCAUUGGCCCCAGAAAGAAGAGGAAAAUUCUGGACUCUCCAUCCUCGUCUGCUGCCUCCGAGGUAACCAAUUUGGUAUUUCAUAAUAAAUAGCUUACAGGUAAAACUCCCAGCAUAAUUUUAGAGUAAUUAUGUUCUAUAUUGACUUUGCAGAGGACUCCUCACAUACCUUUUUAAGCACAAGUUGGACUGAGACAGAAUGACUGACACUCGUGAAAGACGGCAAAGUUAUAAAGUAAAAAUGUCAGUGACACAAUAGUGCUGUCAGGUUGCAGUCAAAAACCUUUCCCAGCUAUUGUAGAGUUGUGGAUUUUUCAGACUAAGUGGAUGUGGUGAUGAGCUGACACUUACCAUACACUGAAGUAAGGCUGAGCGAUUUUUGAAAAUAAUCUAAUUGCGAUUUUUUCCCUCAAUAUUGCGAUUGCGAUUUCAUAUGCGAUUAUUUUUUCAAGGUCCCCUUCUGAUGUAUUUUUCAACAAACAAACAAUAAAACAAUCUGUAUUAUAGAAAACAAUAUCAGAUUAAUUACACAUAAAUUGUUCUUUCUGGCAAUUAUCAUUUCUCACAAACACACACACACACACACACACACACACACACACACACACACACACACACACACACACACACACACACACACACACACACACACAGGCUCUCUCUGCUCACACAUUAUCACGCUCACACAUGCACCUGCUGUCAUAUGCAUCAUGAAUCUUUUACCGAUGUAAUCGGUGCUCAGAACACUGGAGUCUGGUCUAUUGACUCAUCACAGUAUUGGAUGUGUUUUCCGUCAUUAUGCAGACGUGAUUUGAAGUCGAAGCAUUGGUGUUUCAGCCAUUCAUCUGUCCUAUAUGGCUUUAUUGUGUUUUUUUUAAAGUGUUGAUAAAGGUUUGUAGGUUUACCUCCUGAUGUAGCAACAGUAGCACAACAGGUUCUGCACAUGUUGUGCAUCUUUUUUUUCCCAAAUAAACCCACACAACUGCCGUGCAGCCCCUCUCUCGUUCUAAAGUUUCUGCAGUGUUAGCUUCUGUAGCAGAAUUAGGCCACAGUACGACAAAGUGCAGUGUUAACUUCUCUCUCUACCUGCUCUGCUUCGUUCCACUCGCUUGCAAGUCAUGUGACCGGAUCACGUGACCAGUCAAAAUCGCAGCCUUUGCGGUUAGAAAAUUGCCUUUUUAUCGUAUCACGUUGUAAUCGCAAAUGCAAUUAGUCGUUCAGCCUUACACUGAAGUGACAGAAACUGGCUGUUACUCAUCACUACUGUUCACACACAUGCAGAGAACACAUAAUAAAGCAGGGUAUUUUUUUCCACUUCUACACAGUUCCAGCUGACUAUUAUAAUAAUUGAUUACAUGAAAAAACUAUCAUAAUAAAUAAAGCUGCUGGUCAAGCUUAGGCUCCACCUGCUACAUCAGUUAUGUUUUGAGUGUCUUGACCUCAUCUUUGAUCACAGUCUCGUCUCUUCUAGUUUUUUGAUCCUUAAAGUAAUGAUGAGCUUUGCCUCGUUCCCUUAGCGAACAGUAUUUUCUUCAUACGUGAGUUCUCCUCUGUGAAGUCAGAGCUUUUUGUUUCUUCCUGACUUCAGGCUGUAACUGCAUAACACUUUUCAUAUAACACAAAUGUAAGAGAAAGUGCUUUACAAAUACAAACUAUCAACCAAAACAGUCAAAACUCUAAUUUAUGUGCAAGUUUUCAAGGCAAGCAAACAAAGGAAAAAUUCGAUGACAGAGGAGUAAGCUGAGGACUUGAUAAACAGGAACUGAGGAAACACUUGUAUGAGUUCUUGAUGAGGAAACCCUAGAGGCAAUAUUUAAAUGUUCAAACACGAGAAAUAAGAGAAUGAAAUAUAAUGAAAGCAAUAAAUAAGAUAACGAAACAUUAAAACAGUAGCCAUAAAAACACACUUUAGUAAUGAAUAAAACACUUGGAAAUACAACUCUUAAAGAUCAUAUAUAAAAAAAGUAAAAAGACUUUAUGAAACACCGAAGAAUAAUAAAAUGAUAUAAGAAGAAUACAUGGUUUAUACCACAAAGUUUCUUAAAAUGUAGUUAAAUUGAAGUCAAAGGAAGACUCAAAGGUAGGUCCUGAGUUUGCUUUUAUAAAUAUAGAUAUCCUGAGCCACCUUCAGGUCUUAAGGUAGCCUGUUCCACAGACAUGGACCAUUGUGGUAAAAAGCUGCUUUUGUGUGAGUUUUUGUUCUUGCUUUUCACACAACUAAAAGACCACUCUUGGGCUCCCACAGGCUCAUAAGAAAAAAGCUGAUCAAUAGAUUGAAGUAAGACCAUUCAGCGCUUUAUAAUCCAAUAAACGAACUUCAAAUCAAACAGAGAAGUUCAAAAAUGGAUGUGAUGCGGGCCCUCUCUCUGUUCUUUGUUGGCGUUCUUGUAGCUGCGUUUGAAGCAGAUGAAAACGGGAAAUAUUCUUUUGUGGGCAAAGACCAUCACAGUAGUCAAUUCUGAAUGGGAGAAAAGCAUGAAUGCAUGGCCUUCAGAUAAAAACUGUUGCUCUUUGGAAAAAAAUGUCCAGGUGACAAAAUGUCAACUGAAAAUAAAAAAACAAAAACACACAAGUGGGAUCAAGCAUCACAUAAAGAUUCUUCACCUGUUGACAUGGAUUAAAGGCCAGUGCUGGGAGUUUUGCAGCAGUUCCCCUCUCUUUUUAAACUCAAGUACCAGUAACAAAAAACGGAGCUUUGUCCUGUUGAACUGUAAAAAGUACUCUUCCAUCCACCAUGUGUUAUCUAAAAUACACUGAAAAAUUGAUCAAUUAGCCCUUGGUCAUCAGAAGAAUGAGGGCUUUUGUUUUCUCUUGUUAUCCAAUUGAUAACCUAAAAGAUCUAAAAGUGUAAGACCCAUAACCUCCAACCGAGGGGAACCCUACUAUUUACAUUAUAGAGCCUUAAUGAACAUUUACCUUUUAGUAGAAUUCUCUGUCAAACCAUUCAAAAAGACUUCCAGCUGCCUGUAAGGCUGUCGAAAACAUGUAGGCUGAACUCAGAACAAAAGAACUGAAGUCAUCUUUUAUCUUUUAUCCAUGUUUGACCUGAAGUCCCUAACUGUUACGACUAGUGUAGUCUCUGCGCUGUGAUUUGUCCAAAAGCCAGAUUUGUAUAUUUUUACAGAACGUUUCUUUCACCCCCUGCUGAUUCUUUGUGCUGUUUUGAUUCACUGGUUAGAAUCUUGAAAAGCAGUACCUGUUCUUUGAAGUGAGUGUCAAACAAUUGGCUGCAGUAAACGGCGCACUGUUCUUUAACUGCUGCUGGCAGAAAUUGGCAUAUUGGGGAAGUUUUAUCUAUUUUUGUAUUUACUCAGUUUGACAAAGGUUGAAGUGAUUCAGCACCACUGUUGUUUGUUCACUAACAGGAGUACUGCUCUGGAGCUGUCGUUCUAGAUAAAGAUUCAUUUUAAUUUGUUUUGCCAAAGCAAAGAUUUGAAUGAGUAAAAAACUACAACAAAAUAGAAAAACUAAACAUGGACAGAACACUCGACCUAAAUGCUGUUUUUCUUCAGAGCUGUUCUAAUUAUUACUCUUUAUGCCCAGUUGUGGUCAAUACUGCAGGAUUCUACAUGAAUCUGCAUCAGUGGAUUCACUGGCUCAACAGGAGACUUUUACAGAGUUUAUGGUGAAGAACUCUAUGUCUCAAAAAAGAAAAAUAAUGACAACUAGAUUAUGUUAUAGACAAUUUAACUCUAAUGUCUGAAAUAUACUACUUCAACGCAAAAGUCUGUGUGACUUUUUAAAAUGCUACUGUCAAGUAAGAGUUUUGUUCUGUAUCAUUCACCACCUUCUUAAACAGUAAAGUGAGGGAGCAGCAGUUUUAAUAGACAAUCAUUUUGUUAUCUCCACAGCUGUACGGGGGUAUAUCCAGGCGUGAGGUAUAUCCUGUCAUUUACAGGACAGGGCGAGGCUAAACCAUGAAAGAUUACAGGUCUUUAACCCCAUAGUGUCUGACCCAAGAACUAAUGGACAGAAAAUGAGCAUUUUUUUAAUCGGAACUCCUUUAAUAAAAUGUAAAAAAAUAAAAUAAAAAAUGCACAUUAUUCUCUUGCUUGUGUCACAUUUGAGACAUCAGGUAUUAUACACGAUUGUAUUUAUGUAUUGUAUUCACCAGGGGGCAGAAGACAAGUAUCAGAUUGUAUACAACAGUGUUUUGAGCAAAGGUUCACCUUAUAGUAAUGCAAUAGGUCUCAGAAAUGUAUGUAUCCAAUAUAAUACCCACACACACAUUAGAGGUGAAUGCGCAGAAAAAACAGACAAAAUUCUGUUUCUACCUGCUCACAACUGAGAGUGUCUGUCUCACCUCGUGGUCCCGUUUUAAGCAUUUAUUCAUUCAUUUUUGCUGGUUGCUACACCGUUUAACACCCUUGUUUGUCAAUUACUGUUGUUAUCUGUUUUGGACUCGUGAGCAAAAUGUAGAGCAUGCAGAAGACACUCUGCACAAAAAGGGUAAUUCUUUUCAGUGGUCCUCUAGUGAAGUAUUUUGCUAACAGGUGCUCUACAGCAGUUUUUGGGGUUUAUGGUUUCAGAUGAAUAAGAACACACAAGACUUACAACAUAAUAUGUGAUGUUUGAAUUGCAGCUUUUUUAAGCAUUUCAUCCAACAGAUCCCCUCUCUGUCCUUCUCGUGUUGCUCCAUUGCAACAGUUUAAGGGCACAUUUAACUUAUUCUCACUUCAUCUCCCCUUGCCGCAGGGAUCGGGAUCUGGUCCCUCUCUGUCUGGCGGGGCUGGUUCUUCAGGCUCCAGACCCACACGGCAGCGCAUCACACGUGUCAAUCUCAGGGACCUGCUCUUCUGUUUGGAGAACGAGAGAUUCACCAGUCACUCCCAUUUCCUCUACAAGGGCUUCCUCAAAUAGGCUUGAUGUCAGAGAGGAAAAGGAGGAGAGGGGGGAAAUGAAGUGUGUGGAGAGACCAGCCGCGCCUGCCACAUAGACAGCUUUAGAGACUCUUAUCAAUGAAGAGGAGUAGAGCAGCAACUUGGCACAUUUCAAGGUCUUUCAGUUACGCAUGAUAACCUGAAAUACUGUAGUAGCCAUACAGGAUGGCGCCUCUACCUCUCUCCUCCAAUAAUGCUUGCUUUUCUUUUUGGAGCAGUCAUGGACUGAUUCCCCUUUAUUUGCUCCUUACACCUUCAACACUUGUUUCCUUUGGAUGGAUUUUGUAAAAACAAAUGGCCUAUUAUACAAUUAUGCAUUGGCGCACAGUACAGUUUAUUUUUUGGAUUAUGUGUUUGUGUGCAUUAGGUUUUAAAGCAAUGAAAAUCAACAAAUAUGUUUUAAUUUGGUUUUAGACCGCCUACUUAUUUAACAGACUAAUGAUUUUAUUUUUAUUCUUAUUGUCAGCUGAGCUAGUUUGAGCAUCAAACUGUGUAACCCUCUGAGCUGCCUUCCUAACUAUGAAUAAGCCAUAUAGCCAUCCUGAAGCAAUUAACCCUUCUGUAACUCCAGACGCAGUAGCUCAUUCUCUGUCAUCUCUCUGACUCAGUUUGAUUUUUUUUUUUAGCAUAUUUAUUUACUAAACUCAAGCUCAAAUGAAUGUUUAGUUAUUUAUUUAAUUUCAUGUGACACCUCAUUUUUGUCUUGUGUAGCGGAAAUUCUCAACAAAAUGUUCAUUUUUACUGUCUAAGAUGUGCUUUUAAUAAUAUGUUGGGUGUAUAGUUUUCAGUGCAUGAAGAGAGGUGUGCACUUCAGUUCUGUUUCUCAAUCGGUUUCAAAUGUUCUCUUUUAAACCAGUUUGCCAUUUAUUAAUUUUUAAAACUUCAACAGGUUUCAGAAAGCAUUUAACCUGUUCUGCUAUACCAAACAUACAUCUACUGAGUACUGAUUUCUAUUUUUGUAGCUGCCCACCAACACAUUUUUACUCUUUUAAUAGUGACUGACCGUGCCCUCCGACUUGAGAAACUGGAGUUUCUUCCUGUAUAUUUGUAAAUGUUACAUCUAAAGUUUUACACACAGUUUUUGUAUAGAGUUGAGAAUCUAUCAAUACAACAAAAAGAAGAAACACAUUUUCUCUAUAAAAAAGUUUGAAUAAAUAAUGAUUUUACAGUAAACUGUU
This is a messenger RNA of Xyrichtys novacula (pearly razorfish), 13338 nucleotides long. The record is from the annotation of a GenBank genome assembly. Lineage: Eukaryota; Metazoa; Chordata; Actinopteri; Labriformes; Labridae.